Molecule: messenger RNA, 4860 nt
Organism: Lachancea dasiensis
Lineage: Eukaryota; Fungi; Ascomycota; Saccharomycetes; Saccharomycetales; Saccharomycetaceae
Source: the annotation of a GenBank genome assembly
AUGGAUUUCUCGAUACCCUCGGGGCUAUCGGCAGUUACCAUUGGCAGGCUUCAGCAGCUAAUACAAGAGUAUCGGGAUGGAGAUUUGACUGCUAAGGGCUAUUACAAAAAGAGACAUGAAUUGUUAAAUAUACCAAGGGUUGCAACAACGACGGCUGGUUCACCACCCCCUAUUACACAGUCGCGUUCCAUACAUGGUCGCAGUCACAGCUUGGCCUCCAACGUCAGAUCCCAACGUUCUCAAAACACACCCAAAAUGGAUAACUAUUCGGUGGAUACUUCAUCAACGCCAAGCUCGCGGCACAAUUCCAUGUCGAUGUACAGAGUUACAACCCGUAAUUCUAGCGGGUUGAAUGGGAGAGCAAGCUCUAUAGCUUCUCCGGGUAAAAGAGGCGAAGAAGACCCUUCUUUGCCAGUUUACACCCCCAUGAUCCCGCUAUUGCCCCGAUCAGAAAGCGCGCCUAUGUGGGAUUCGUUGCCCGCCAUCCUGAGGGCUCGAUCUCAGCUUUACGAACGUGAGACAGCCUUUAUUUGUAUCAACCAAAGAAAUAAAGAAACGACCAUCUCGUGGGACAAGUUGUAUUUGCGAGCGGAACGUGUAGCUCACGAACUUUCGAAGCAUAGACUUUAUAAAAUGGCCAAAGUUCUCUUAUGGUUCAAUAAGGACGAUCUCAUUGAAUUCAGUGUGUCGCUCAUGGGCUGUUUUAUAGCGGGAAUGGUUGCAGUGCCUGUCUCCCUACAAACUUAUUCCUUAAGCGAAAUAACUCAAAUUAUCAGCCUGACAAGUGCAACAGUGGCACUAAUAUCGGAAGAUUGCCUCAAGCAGAUUGAUAACUUAGAAUACCGUGACAGUACAAAAGUGAAGCUCACUAAGGGUGGCUUUCUAGCCCAAAUGACUUUCAUCACAACAGAAAACUUGGGCACCUUUUCAAAAGCAAAAAAGAAUAAGCCCGCAUUUGAUUUACCAAGUGUAUCAUACAUCGAGUUUACAAGAACGCCUUUAGGACGUCUCUCGGGUGUUGUAAUCAAGCAAAAGAUACUGUCUAAACAACUAGAGACAAUGGCUAGUAUGUUGAAUUCGCGCAGAAAACCAAACUGGACGACAGGAGACAUAAAGAGAUCGUAUAAGAACAAAAGAUCAAGCUCGCGAUUCACCGUACUGAGUAGUUUAGAUCCUACGCGAUCCACCGGACUCAUAUUUGGGGUACUUUUCAAUAUCUACACCGGAAACCUUCUUAUGACUGUUGACGACCGUUUGCUCCAACAAACUGGGCAUUAUGAGAACAUAAUCAAUAAGCAUAGGGUAAACAUUUUACUCAACGAUCAACUGCAACUAAAACAAGUUGUAAUCAACUAUCUGGACAAUCCAUCAUUGGUGACCUCAAAGAAGAAUAAGAUAGAUAUGGGAUGCGUCAAGUGGUGCUUAACUUCCUGUACAAAUAUUGACACGGAGGUGACUGAUAUGAUUGUACAUAAAUGGCUAAAAAAUCUUGGUUGUCUGGAUGCUUCCCAAUGCUAUUCCCCAAUGCUUACGCUUCUAGAUUUUGGAGGAGUGUUUAUCUCGCUCAAGGAUCAUCUCGGGCACUUAGAAAAUUUUCCUGUGCACGAUCCCAAGUUGCGCUUGCAAGAUGAACUCUUUAUUGACAAGGAGCAAUUGAAGGAAAAUAUAGUCAAACCCAGCAUCACUGCCAUGAUCAACUCUUCGAGCUCUACAAAAGACUAUUUGAGACUUGCAUGCUUCGGGUUUCCUAUACCCGAUGCUACUGUUUGUAUCGUAAAUCCGGACGACAGCACUCUUGUUCCCGAUCUUACAAUUGGCGAACUUUGGAUCUCGUCGGCUAGUUUAACGGAUGAAUUUUACCAGAUGGAUAAGAUAAAUGAAUUUGUGUUUAAUGCACGUUUGAACUUUAAAAAGAUGUUGGAAGUUUCACAAUGGGCAGCAAUGGACUCUCAGGUCGGAUUACCACGGCCAUCAGAACGUUUGAAUAUGAUAAUGGAAAUAUGUUCACCGACCAAGACCUAUAUCAGAACCAAGUUGAUGGGGUUCGUUCAUAACGGAAAGAUAUUUGUUCUUUCGCUAAUUGAAGACAUGUUUCUUCAAAAUAAGCUGAUAAGGUUACCAAACUGGUCACACACAUCGGACGUGACACGAGCUAAAAACGCAGAACAAGAACAAGCUAACGAAGAGUCCGGAGUUCAGAGCUCCUUGACCUCGAAAAGAGUUGUACAGACUUUUUAUUUGCAGCACGUAACCGAAAAUGUUGUAAGAAUGGUUGACAGGGCUUCAGAGGUGUCAGUCUUCGAACUGCCUCAGAACAAAGAAGAGCAUUUUUUGGUUAUGGCCAUUGAAAGUUCGUUGGCCUCAAAUGCCGCAAUUGCAACGUCAACUAAUUCAAUUCUCCCUAAUGCUCAACAGAAAGAGCAACAGGAAAAGAGAAUGACAGUCGUUGUCGAACAGAUAUACAAAAUUUUAUGGAUUUUCCACAGAAUUCAGCCAAUUUGCAUAAUGUUAGUUUCUCCAGGAUCCCUGCCUCGGAGGUAUUGUUCAUUGGAGAUUGCAAACAGUACCGUGGAGAAAAAAUUUCUUAGUGGGCUCUUAAACUCGAAAUUUGUUAAGUUUCAGCUCGAUAAUGUCAUUCUCGACUUCAUCCCACAUUCGUCGUUUGUUAACGAAAGUAUCUUUUCUGAGCACUUAUCCAAACUAAGACACGAGGCUAUUGCUCAAGAUACGGCUUACUUAACUGGUAGUUCCCCUGCACUUACCUGGCAAACCUCUGGGAUAGAUUAUCGCGAAAGAUCGUUAGAUUAUAGGACAGGAACUGAUCUGGCCCCGUUCCCGAAUAUUUUAGAAAUACUUGAAUGGAGAGUGCGUAAACACGGCGAUGAGAUAGCAUUUAAUGAUGGAAAAGCAAUGACCCCAAGCUCCGCAACAAACUCCGGGGGGCUUCACUCUAAAGUUUCCUGGAAAACCUUUUCGUCAUUUGUUGGCUGCUUCGUCAAGAAGAUCAUACAAUCGAAAACUCCUCUGAAAAGCGGCGAUCAUGUCAUUAUAUUAUGUGGAAAUUCUGUCGAAUACGUUGCUAUGGUACUCGCUUGCUUCUACUGCAAUUUGGUUGUCAUACCCAUGGCUCCACUGGUGGAGUCUCAUGCUACUGAAGAGGUAGAUUUCCUAUUGAGCGUAACUGUAAACUACAAGGUCAAGAGAGUUUUUGUUGAUUCAAGUAUGCUGGCCAUCUUGGAAGACGGAACUUGCAUUAGUAAAGCGGUAAGACGCUUCAAACAUUUACUUCCAAAAAUUACUAACUUUUCUAAGAUCAAGAAGAAGGCAGACGUUUCCUUUAGUACGCUGAAGAGUUUGUUAAAAGAUAAAAAUGGACAGGUUACUGUGAGCUCUCAAGUCUGCGUUGUGUGGAUUGACCGUAGGUGCGAUAGUCAAAGGGAAAUCAAUGUGGUGAUGACGCAUAAAGUCUUACUCCACAUGUGUAAAAUAUUCAAAGAAACAUUGCAAUUAACUGCCGACCACCCCUUACUCUCCAUGUACACGCAUACGACUGGGCUGGGAUUCAUACAAAGUUGCUUGUUGGGCAUUUAUGUGGGCACGACGACGCUGCUCUAUAAUUCCGACGAGGUGAUCUCAGAUCCUACCAGUUUUUUGUUGGCGUUACAAAACUUGAGCAUUAAAGAUUUGAUUCUAAGUCCUGAAAUCCUUUAUUCUGUUCUAGACUAUGCCAAUAAACUGAUUCAGAACGGAAAAUCAAUGGGUCCUGGCAAAUUCACUUCAAGAUCGGUUGCAUCUGCCGUCGGUCCUGAUUUUUUUAAAAGGGUCCAGAAUAUUAUGAUACCUUCGAGAGGACGACCAAGGACUACUGCAAUUGAAAAUACUUUGAACAAGUUCCCCUCAAUUUCAAUUAACCCUACUCAGUUAAGUUACGUUUAUCAACACAUGUUCAACCCUUUGAUCUCCCUACGUUCUUAUCUCGGAAUUGCACCAGUAGAUACGUAUCUGGAUCCAACAGCACUGAGAGAAGGAAUGAUCAAGGAAGUGGAUCCCAACACUGCAUCGCAUGCAGAACUCAGUCAAUGUCUAGUGUUACAGGACUCAGGUGUGGUUCCGGUUUGCACAGACUUAUCAGUUGUCAAUCCAGAGACUCUUGAGCCUUGUUACGAAAAUGAGAUAGGCGAGCUGUGGUGCUGCUCCGAAGGAAACGCAUACGAUUACAAUAUUAGCAGCAUAACUGCUGCAGAGAAACUGCUGGAUCUGUCUCACACAAAGAGCUCGAAGAGCUCUUUGAAGAAACAUCCAUUCAUCUCAGCUCAGUUUAAGUCCAAAAUUCGUGGUAACACAGACAAUGGACUUUCAUAUCUGAGAACCGGAGAUUUGGGGUUUAUCAAAAGUAUAAGGUGCACAGACUCAAGGGACAAUGUCCUCACCCUUUCCCUAUUGUACGUGUUGGGGAGCAUUAAUGAGACUAUAGAGAUAUUGGGCCUAACGCAUUUCGUCAUCGAUCUCGAGACCACCAUUAAAAACGCACACCCCUGUGUUUACAACUGUAUGGUGGCCAAAGUAGGAGGUUUAGUAAGCUGUCUGGUGGAAUGUCGUAGCCCGAGAACGUAUGAGUACUCCAAUCUAACGCCUUUAAUUGUAGCUGCUCUAUUAGAGAAGAAUGGUGUUGUUCUCGAUCUCUGCUCCUAUGUUAAGGCCAAAUCUGUCGAUUAUAUUACGAAAAGCUGGCAAAACAACCGCAUGACACUAUUGUCGGACUGGGUUCGCGGCAAGCUGGCGAUCGAGGCCCAGUUCGGAAUCAAUUACGGCGAGAACAAUGCUAUCUACCUCUUGUCGGACUUCGACAAUAGAGUAUGA